UAGCGUAACCUAUUAGAGGAAUAACCUCUAACCGCGGGCGCCAUUAGUUGUUUUUUAUUUUUCUUUAUUAAUUAAUACAUGCAUGCAUUUUGUCCCGGUGGAAUAUAAGAAUUAAUUAAUUCGAUAUUUAAGAUGGUGGGGAAAAUAGUGGUUUCUUUGGUAUCGUUGUUUCUUGUGGUGGGUGUUGUAUUGGGAGUGGCGAUCGUGGUGCACAAAGGGUCAGGACAAAAUCCGAAAGUCCAAAUGAAGGCAUCGAUUGUGGAGUUCUGUAAACCUGCGGAAUUCGAAAUAGCUUGUUUUAAGAGCCUUGAUGCAGUGUCUAAGAACGAUAGUGCUACGAUGAAAGACUACCUGUUAGCUUCGUUGCAAGUGACAGGGGAUGAAAUAAAGAAAUCUUUAGCGGUGGUGGAAAAGGGUAGUCCUAUCGAUAAUAAAACGGAUCCGUACAAUCACAUGGCAGUAGAGGAUUGCAAAGAGCUGUUGCAAUAUGCGGCGGAGGAACUCCACGACUCCUACUCUAUGGUUGGGGAUACCGCAUUGCAUUCCCUUGGGGAUCGUGUAAGCGAACUAUUGAACUGGCUCGGUGCGGUCUACUCCUAUCAAAGCAUGUGUCUCGAUGGUAUAAUCGAUAAGCCUGAUUACAAAGAAGCCUUAGAAAAUGGCAUGCGGAAUGCAACCCAACUCACACACAAUGCAAUCAACAUUGUAGCAAAGAUUUCAACCGUCCUCCAAGCCUUCAACAUCUCAAGCACCAUAACUACAUCAACAUCUAGUCAUCGUCGCCUCCUUGGUUACCCUACCUGGUUCCCUGUUGCCGACCGUAAGCUUUUAGCAGGAGGACGACAUAGGACAGCUCCUCAUGCAGUGGUCGCCAAGGAUGACAGUGGUCAGUACAACACCGUCGCUGCUGCCCUCGCUGCCUAUCCUAAAAACCAUAGAGGCAAAUACAUAGUCUAUGUCAAAGCUGGAAUCUAUGACGAGCAUGUCAUCAUCUCUAAGAAGCAACCAAACGUCUUCAUCUAUGGCGAUGGAGCAGGGAAAACCAUUAUUACUGGACAUAGAAACUUUGGUAUCAUGAAAAUACCCACCCAAGACACAGCUACUUUUGCUGUUCUUGGCAAUGGAUUCGUUGCUAGGGGAAUUACCUUCCGCAACACUGCUGGUCCACAAGGUCACCAAGCUGUGGCUCUUCGAAUUAACGGUGAUAUGGCUGCUGUUUUUGACUGCAGCAUUGAAGGUUAUCAAGAUACCUUGUACUAUCAAAACCAUCGCCAAUUUUAUCGCAACUGUGUCAUAUCUGGUACGAUAGAUUUCAUCUUUGGAAGAGGAUCAGCAGUAAUCCAAAAUAGUUUGAUCAUAGCGAGGAGACCUUUGGACAGCCAGUUCAACACGAUCACCGCUGAUGGCAAAGAAAUAGCGAACAAACCAGGUGGUUUGGUGUUCCAGAACUGCAGAAUCGUUCCAGAAAGGGAAUUGUUUGCAGAUAGGUUCAAGCUGGCAACAUACUUGGGCCGUCCCUGGAAGCCUUACGCAACGACUGUAUUCAUGGAGAGCGAAUUGGGUGAUUUCAUCCGCCCAGAAGGUUGGAUGAUAUGGCAAGGACAAUCAUUCGAGCGGACAUGUAAUUACUACGAGUUUGCCAACCGCGGACCGGGUGCAAACAUCAAUAACAGGAACAAGAGCUUCAAGAACUUCCGUCUUAUUAACCCAGUUGAAGCUGUUCAAUACACAGUCGACCGCUGGAUUAAUGGAUAUCUUUGGUUGAGGCACACUGGUGCACCGUUUUACCUUGGCCUUGGAGGAAGAUAAUUUC
Molecule: messenger RNA, 1813 nt
Organism: Solanum stenotomum
Lineage: Eukaryota; Viridiplantae; Streptophyta; Magnoliopsida; Solanales; Solanaceae
Product: pectinesterase 4-like
Exons: 2
Coding region: 133-1809 (558 amino acids)
Biological process (GO): cell wall modification
Molecular function (GO): pectinesterase activity; pectinesterase inhibitor activity
Source: RefSeq, a predicted model, not a curated record